GGCCUGCAUUCUGCAUCAAAGCAUCCACCGAACCGGGGUGGAAACUGGGAUAGUUCAGGACGGUGCUCGCGAGAAUGCAUCUCCGGCCCCGGCUGCAAUACUGUGCAUGCUGCUCACCAGCGCCAGCGUAAUGCUCCGUCGUGGCCAGCCAAUCCCGGUUUUCCUAAAUCGGCCAUUUCGUUGUAAAUCUCUGGUGUUCAAGUAAAACCAAAUGGGGAAGGUGGUCACAUCUAAUGCGAGACCAGCACAAAAAGUGAGAGAGGCUAAGAAGAUAAAAAGAGAAAAAGAGAUGCGUUGUUGAGCGUGUGUGUGCGUGUGUUUGCAUGAAUGCUGUGCUUCCGGUGUGAGCGUUCCCUUUUCGGCGUGCACGCUGGUAGCUCCCCGGGAGAAGAUUUUUCCGGAAGCAGCAAGCUGCAACCGACGGACGACUUCGAGUGAACCGGCGGUGGUAAAAUGUAAAAAUCGGAGAGCGACAGCGUGUGAAUGUAACCGCCCGGUGCAAGUGAAAGAGCGCUAGUACAAUGUGUGGUGUGUGCGAAUGUUGGCUAUUAUCCUUUGGGAAGGGUGGAAUAGCGUAGGAAGAUGGGAUGCUGCAAAACCGAAGAGGUGGAGGAAAUGCUCUGUUGCGUUCGGCUGGAAAUUUUCCGUGCGCUCCGGCCAGUACCAACAGGACCGUGUCCUUCGUGCAAAGUCUGCCAGUGCUUGCGAGGUCUGAAUCGAAAAAUUCAACCGUGUGUUCCGUUUCCCAGACGGUUGAUCAGUUGAUGCAAAGUGCCACUGUGGUAACCUAGGGGAGACCGAAAGUGUAAAAAGUGACUUCGUUAAAUACGGAAAAGAAAGAUUAAAACAACAGUACCUGUGGGAAUAUAUUUCUAAUCGAAAAGAAGAAAACAAAGAAGAAAAGACGAAGGAAAAGAAGAAAAGAGCAGUCAUAAUGCACGAGGAAGCCACCUCGACGGCCAGUUCGUCCUCGCCGUCCUCUAACAUCGUGUACGCCAACGGUGGCGGCCUGCUCAUCUCCACCUCGCCCACGCCCGGCCCCGGUGGGGCCUCCUCGUCGUCCUCUUCCGCUGCGUCGUCCACGGUCACGCUGUACGAUGUGGUGGUGCCGCAGGACCUACAUGACACGGCCACCUUCCACAGUCAUCAGCAUCUCCAGCAGCAGCAGCAGCAACAUUCGCAGCAGGCGUUGCAGUUGCCACAGACACCCGGGUUGACAACCGGAGUAACGAAAAUCAUCGUUACCGGAAAUGGUGCUGGAACGCACCACAGUCUUCAGCAGCACCAGCAUUUGCCACAAGGCCAACUGCAGCAGCAUCAUCAUCAGCAUCACCAAAACCAUCUGCAGCAUCAGCAGCAACACCAGGUGCACCAUCAGCAUCACCUAAACCAACACCAUCAUCACCAUCACCAACAGCAGCAGCAGCAGCAGCACCAUCAUCAACAUCAUCAUCACCAUCAUCAGCAUCAGCCAAGUUCCUCGACGAAUGUGAUCGUCAGCGGCUCGAGUUCCGUGCCGGUUGCCUCCUCGGGUGUGUCGGACCUGCUGCUCGGCCAGGACCCGAUCACGACAACGACGACGACGGCGACGGCCAGCACGGCCAUUGCCACUCUCAUCGCACUCGGCCCGGACGAUGUGGUGGAUUCCGUCAUCGAGGGUACGGUCGUGACGGAGGACGAUGCGUUGCUGAGUACGGAUAGCCUUCAGCUGGCAGCUUCACUCGCCGCAUCCAGUGUUGACGCGAGCGGCACCGUUGUGGACGAGGUGGGCGAAGUCGUUGGCUCACUGGUGGCUGGUGGUGGUGUUGGAAGCGCUCCGGUCCUCUGUGCAGAUCUUCAUCAUCAACAGCCGCAGCAACAAAGUCAACUCCAGCUGCAGCAACCCAGCAGUUCCUCCUCGUCCAGUAUUACGAUCGUCUCGGAGACGACGAUCCUUCCCAUAGGUGGCGGUGGUUCGUCCUGCAUCCUGGCUCAGACCUCUUCCCCUGCGUCAUCGUCUAGUGUCGCCUCGUCAUCCACGUCCUCCUCGUCCUCGUCGGCUACUUCUUGCGCCUCAUCAUCGGCUUCGUCCUCGUGCUCGAUCGGGAGCACCACCACCAACACCACCCACGCGACGAUGGUGGCGGUUACCGUCGGGAGCAGCAGUGGUGGUGGUGGUGGUGGUGCUGGCGUUGGGAACGGUUCCAGUGCGGAGGAGGGUUCCUGCGUCGUUAUUUCGGAGCUGUCGGGCAAUAACGACGCCGUACACCUGACCGAGCCGAUCGAGGUCAAGAUUCCGGAGGACGACGAGGGUGGCAGCUACGCCGAGGAAUCCGACGGCGGAGGUGGUGGCGGCGGCGGCGGUGGCGGUGCUAGCGGUCCCUACCACCAUGGUGUGGACGGCGGCGGCGGUGGUGGCGGUGGCGGCGGCGGCGGUGGCAACGGUGGCGGCCAGAACGGACCGGGCCAGUCCACCGGGGGAACGUCGGCUUCGGCGGCGGCGGCGGCAGCGGCGGCGGCGGCCAACUAUCUGGCAAUACCGGCCUCAGGUACUAGCGGUGGUAGUAAUUGUAGUAGUGGCGGGGGCGCGUCCGGCGGCAGCCUCAUUGAGCACUCAACCGCACUCAAUAGUCUGAGCGUCGUGUCCGCCAUCCAAUGCGACCAAACUGAUUUGAAAUAUUUCAUUGAAGAGCUGUGCCCGGUGUGCGGCGACAAGGUGUCCGGCUACCACUACGGGCUGCUAACGUGCGAGUCGUGCAAGGGCUUCUUCAAGCGCACCGUCCAGAACAAGAAGGUCUACACGUGCGUCGCCGAGCGCCAGUGUCACAUCGACAAGACGCAGCGGAAGCGCUGCCCCUACUGCCGUUUCCAGAAGUGUCUCGAGGUCGGCAUGAAGCUGGAAGCCGUGCGAGCCGAUCGGAUGCGCGGCGGAAGGAACAAGUUCGGUCCCAUGUACAAGCGGGACCGGGCGCGAAAGCUGCAGAUCAUGCGCCAGCGUCAGCUCGCCCUACAGGCCCUGCGCGGCUCGAUAGGAGGAGGUGUCGGCAUCGGAACGCUAGGCUCGGACGGAACCUCGCCACAGCUGCAGGGCCUGGACUACCACCAGCCGUACUCGAGCAUGCACAUUAAACAGGAAAUUCAGAUUCCACAGGUAUCUUCGUUGACAUCAUCGCCAGACAGCUCGCCGAGCCCGAUCGCGAUCGCACUCGGUCAGGUCAAUCCGCAGACGACGAUAUCGCUCAGCAGCAGUGGAGUGGGCGGCAACGGUGGUGGUGGCGGCGGUGGCGGUGGUGGUGGGGGCGGUGGCGGCGGCGGUGGUGGUAGCAAUGGGUCCGGUGCCGGCACCGGCAGCUCCAACUCCAGCUCCACCGGUCUCCCGAACCCGCUGUCCGACUCGAAGCUCUGGAUGAGCGCCAACUCGACGACCGCCUCGCCACACUCUCUCAGCCCGAAGGCCUUCAGCUUCGACUCCAAUCCCACCAGCACGGCCGACUCCGGCAACCCGGCCGACACCCUAAGGGUAUCGCCGAUGAUCCGCGAGUUCGUCCAGUCGAUCGACGACCGCGAAUGGCAGACGUCGCUGUUCUCGCUGCUCCAGAGCCAGUCCUACAAUCAGUGCGAGGUCGACCUGUUCGAGCUGAUGUGCAAAGUAUUAGACCAAAAUCUUUUCUCGCAGGUCGACUGGGCGCGGAAUACGAUAUUCUUCAAAGAUUUAAAGGUGGACGAUCAGAUGAAGCUGCUGCAAAACAGCUGGUCGGACAUGCUAGUGCUGGACCACAUACACCAGCGGUUGCAUAACGGGCUGCCGGACGAAACCACCCUGCACAACGGGCAGAAGUUUGAUCUCUUAGGUUUAGGGCUGCUGGGCGUACCGAGCCUGGCGGAACACUUCAACGAGCUGCAAAACAAGCUGCAGGAGCUUAAGUUUGACGUCGGGGACUACAUCUGCAUGAAGUUCCUGCUGCUGCUUAAUCCCGACGUCCGGGGGAUCACCAACCGCAAGACAGUCGUCGAGGGGUACGAAAACGUGCAAGCUGCCCUGCUGGACUAUACCCUUACCUGCUACCCGUCAGUGCCUGACAAGUUCAGCAAGCUGCUAAGUAUUAUUCCGGAAAUUCACGGAAUGGCUGCCAGAGGCGAGGAACAUCUGUACAUCAAACACUGCGCCGGAAGUGCCCCGUCGCAGACGCUGCUAAUGGAGAUGCUCCAUGCGAAGCGGAAAUGAACCGCUCGUCCACGGAUCGAACCGGAUCAUCUUCAUCAACAGCAGCUGCGGCGGCAGUGGCAACGGCUUCCGCAACUCGGCCGGCAAUUACCAUCACAUCACACGCCACCGAUCGGAGGGUGGCAUCAGAUGGAGGAGUGAUCGCCCCACGACGCCACACGAGUCCUGAAACAGACAGACGACCGAGGGAUGACGAAAUUCUAUUGCGACGAGUACUACUACGGGGGGGAGAGAGAGGGAAAGCCACUUGCAGUACGGCCACUUCCCAGCAUCGCGAUUUCAGUAUUUUUCUCCGUUGUCCUCCCCUCAACACCCGGGAGUCCCUUUAGGGAACAGGGGGCCGCAGUCCGUGUUAAGAACCCGCGCUUGUACAUAUGAAAAGAAAAAACAACAUUAGGUGACACGAGCAGUUCCCUGCGCCUUCAAGAACAGACACACAAACAAACACACGCAAAUUGUCAUUUAUCGUUUUUUUUAUUUUUUAUUGAAAUCUUGUCCGCUUGCGUGUGUGCUGCUGCACCGAUCAGGUGAUCUUUUUCGCACUGCAGAAGUCGAUCCACGCUCUUUGAAAAUGCAAAAUUUUUCGAUAUACUUAUACUUUUUUAAUUCUACACGUUAAGUACACACCAUAGUUGCGGUAAAGUCUCUUUUUAAACCCCGAAUCGUCGCGACUAGUUUUUUCUUGUUUUGUUUUUCUUUGUUUAAGGUGGUAUUAAGGGUUAGUUUGUAGGGAUUAUAGUGGUAGAUAUUGUUGUGUCGAUCAUACCACGCUGGCGUUGGCAGAAACGCAGAAAAAACGAUGCAAAAAGAGCACCACGAAUGCUUAUCCACUCCUAUUAAUGAGAAGUAAAAGGCAUGCAGAAAAUAAUUAAGAUUAUCAUCAAAGAAAGGGGCGUGCUGUAGGAAGGCUCGAAAAUAUAAACAUAUAUAAAAGGGAUACAUAUUGUGAACCAAGGUGAUUUAGGAGAAAACUAACAAAUUAUUGCAGAAAAAUCCAUUCGGAGGCUCCGACACACGCGAGCUUGCGAUGGGGAAUUGUUCCCUCUGUUCGGUUCUUUUUGUUUUCAUCUCUUACGGACCCGUGAGCAGUAAGUGCAAUGUCAAGUCAUUUUACAAGAAGAUAAUGAAAACGUCGUAUUCCUUUUUUUUCGGAGAUUCACGAAAGCUUUGCUCCGGAAGAGAGUAUACAGCAUCAUAACCACAAGAACAUUCGUUACCAUUGCAUCUCAGAGGAAGUGGGAAUAAGAUUUUUAUUUCUAUUUAUUGUUUACGUGGAGCGAAGUUUUGUUGCAGGUUUAAAAUACGGUAGCCAUCUACCAUGGCGCCCAUGCAGAAAGUUAUUUUAUUAUCAGCACCUCAAAGAAGAAUAGGCCCAUUCACGGAGGUACGCUUGAAUCCACACUUACCCGCCAUAAAAGUAUGUUGUUUUUUUUCUAAAGAGGCAAUUAGUAAAACCAUUGGUAAUUCGUAGAGGCGAAACUAACAGAAAGCAUUAUCUAAAAACCAAAAAUAAAAAUCGCACACACCAA
This is a messenger RNA of Anopheles coustani, 5733 nucleotides long. RefSeq names its product nuclear hormone receptor FTZ-F1-like. NCBI's taxonomy places the organism in Eukaryota, Metazoa, Arthropoda, Insecta, Diptera, Culicidae. Gene Ontology annotation, molecular function: zinc ion binding; RNA polymerase II cis-regulatory region sequence-specific DNA binding; nuclear receptor activity. The record is from RefSeq and is a predicted model, not a curated record. Gene Ontology annotation, cellular component: RNA polymerase II transcription regulator complex. The coding region runs from base 935 to 4204 and encodes 1089 amino acids. Gene Ontology annotation, biological process: tissue development; hormone-mediated signaling pathway; regulation of transcription by RNA polymerase II. The transcript has 9 exons.